AUGCAGCAAUUGGAGAAUCCAGAUCAUCACGUCACCACAAUGCAAUACUCGGAUCUCUAUUGCAGAGUGAAAGACAUGCUAGAUAGUGUGGAUUGUCCAUUACAGAUGAAUUACAAGGAUCUGAUACGCCCCGAACCAUCCCGGACCGAGUUUUUCAUCAGUUCACUUAUGAACUUUGCUCUACACAGAGAUUCAAAAAUGAAUAAAAUAAAAGAAAAGGCUGAGGAGUUGACUCUCCUUGACGAGGAGCGUAAGCAGUCGGAGGCAACGAUUGCCCAGUUGAAUGCAGAGAUUGGAGAAUUUGAUGAAGCCGCUGAAUGGGAUUCACCCUUUGUCCAAGAGCUAGAAGCGAGGAUUGAAGAAUGUUGUUACUUUAUUCUAAAUGUUGUUACUUUUGAUCGCAUUCAAGAAAAUUUCAAAGUCAUCUUCGCAACUGCAGUAACCAAUGCGAAAGCUGUUGACAAAGAAUUCAAAGCACUUAAAUCUAAGCUGAGCGAGGAUGGAGUAGCGUACAAAUCACAUGAGGCGAAAGUGGCUGAGCGGGAAAGAAUAGUGGAACGGUUGAACAAAUCAUUGAAACAACUAGAGAAGGAAAAAGCUGUCAUGUUUGAUGAUUGGACAAAUCAACUCAAUAACCUAAAAGUGGAGGUUGAAUCCAGAAGACGUGAACUUGAAGCCAGGCAAACGGAUGUGGAAUCAGUAGUAGCUGUGGUUGAUGACAAUAAUGCCAAGAUUAAGCAGGUGAGAGAGUCAGGAGAAGCUAAAGUGAAACGGUUAGCCGCUAAAUAUGAAGAGAUCGUGAAGCAGUUUCGUGAAUACAAGGUGUCGUUUGAUGCGGUUCUACCAAGCCUCCCAAAAGGUCAAGGCAGUUCUGACUGA
Camelina sativa (false flax) is the source of this 879-nucleotide messenger RNA. RefSeq names its product kinetochore protein NUF2 homolog. The record is from RefSeq and is a predicted model, not a curated record. Lineage: Eukaryota; Viridiplantae; Streptophyta; Magnoliopsida; Brassicales; Brassicaceae.